CAAUUCGCUAAUAAGAAAGACUUCAGCAUCGACUGUGAACUAUCUACAAGUCACUCGGUGCCAGGGAGUUUACAACAAGUAGACAAUCAGACGUGUUCAAAUAAAUGCGUCAAAAUCACGUGGCUUUCAGGCGUGUCGAUCGAAUUAAUUUAUGACACCAACAUUAAAGUGCAACACAAGUCAAACACGUGUGGAAAACCCACAAGCCCAUUAUCUUCAACUGAUCCGCCAACAACUUCAAACACUCAGUUUUCUAAUGGCGAUCUGAACAACAGCACUACCGAUGAACAGGUCAAUGAAGCCAGCAGUGUUGAUGAACAGGUCAGUGAUGCUGGCGUGAUGUCUACGUCCCAAAUUGUUUAUGCUGUCUUAUUCGCCGCGUUCUUCUUAACAGUUUCUUUCAUUCUGGGCGUUAAUCGCGAACGUGUGUUGAGUUUGUGUAGAAGACAAAGACGUAUAUUUAGUGAGAAGACAACUCCGAUAAGCCAAGGCUCAAACCCUGAUGUAAAUGACAAAGGCAAUACACCAAAAGAUGACAUCAAUAUUCUCACAAACCAACAUUUAGAAGUUAAUCCCCAUUUUCAUUUACAGCUAAUGAAAGAAUCUCCCAGAGACGGUAUCAGUUAUCAAACUGGAUGGAAUAAUGUUAAAGAACGGAAUGAUACUAAACAAGGUGUAGAGCAAGGUGAAACAGAUUUAUAUCUUGAUCAUAUUUAUGCCGAGCCUAACGAGACACUAAGACAAGCGAAUUCCAAUAUUUAUGAUGACGCGUCCACGGAGAGGCAAUCCGUUAUCAUUGCACUGCCGCAAAGAAACCAAACACGUAUAGAUGGCGCCGGCGGUCAGAGAUAUUAUGAAGUAGAGUUAGAAGAAGAUACACGAGACGCUGUGCAAGAUGUAAGGGAAGAGGGAUUUGGUGGUGAUGUUAGUGUGGUGGAUGCUUCAGGCGACGGCUAUGAGGUGCCCAGAGAUGUGUCCAGAAAGGUGCCCGGAGACGUGCCCAGAGAGGUGCCCAGAGAGGUGCCAAGAGAGUUACCCAAAAGGGUUUUUAGAGUUGUGCCCAAAGAGGUGCUCACUCACAAACUAAAAAAUGUUAGCUAUUCAGUAAAAAAAGAGGAAAAUG
Molecule: messenger RNA, 1123 nt
Organism: Lymnaea stagnalis (great pond snail)
Lineage: Eukaryota; Metazoa; Mollusca; Gastropoda; Lymnaeidae
Source: the annotation of a GenBank genome assembly